Tigriopus californicus is the source of this 2688-nucleotide messenger RNA. RefSeq names its product serine/threonine-protein kinase Chk1-like. Gene Ontology annotation, molecular function: protein serine/threonine kinase activity; ATP binding. The record is from RefSeq and is a predicted model, not a curated record. Lineage: Eukaryota; Metazoa; Arthropoda; Copepoda; Harpacticoida; Harpacticidae. Gene Ontology annotation, biological process: protein phosphorylation; intracellular signal transduction. Gene Ontology annotation, cellular component: nucleus. The transcript is spliced from 8 exons. The coding region runs from base 784 to 2601 and encodes 605 amino acids.
UCCUCCUCAUCUCCUCCUCCAUGAGAAGAGAAGAGAGGGGACAAGUGUUUGAAAUGUGUGCUCUCUCUCUCUCUCUCUCUCUCUCUCUCGAAGGUCUAACAUAUGUGAGUGUGUGUGACUGGAAUUUUUGAAUCAUCAUGCACAGUUCAUGUAUUUCUGCAACUACACGGACGACCCCUUCGCCCUUCCCCCCCAAUUCCCUCUCUGUCUUCCUCUCUCGAUUCGUGGAAUGAAGAGUGGCCGAGUGUUGGUGAGGGGAAAUACUCCGAGUUUGCUUCCAAAGUUGUGGAUCAAGUUAUUGUAUGCUCAAAACGCAGCCAGCAUAUUGUCCUUCAUCUCGCAAGUGGGUCGGCCCUGAGCUUGGAAGACUUGAAAACUCGAUCUGUGUGUUAGUUUGUCCAGAACUUGUUUCAGUCAUUGGUCCAUGAUAGGAGUUGUGUCCACGAGUAGAUAGACGCCGAAGAUCACAUGAUGAUUGGACAAGCGACAAUAAUCAUGCAUCCUCUCCUCUCACUCCAAGGAGUCCUUGUCUCGUCCUUCAUGGAGUCAGUGAGUGAAUAUGAACCUCUCUUGUUUACUCAAAGAGCUUGGAACCAUUCGACCAGCAAUCCAACUUCCACGGAUUUGUGAAGCCAACCUAGAAAUCUACUCCUUUUCCUGAGUGAGAGGUUUGAAAUCUCACCCUGGGAGUUCGUCUAGUUUGGCAACUCUUGACUGACAGGAUGGGGAUAAUUGAAAUCCUUAUGACGAAGUCAUGUGACAUGGCAUCAAGAAGAUGGAUAUAUGACGAGGUUGGGGAAGAGACACGGUCGAGAAUUAAUCCGAUCAACUGUCAGGCAUCCUUCCUCGUCCUCAACGAAGCAAAGUUGGACAAGCUCCGGAUUAACAAUUUUCAAAUACACCCGCUUCAAGCGAGCGAAGAUGGCGGGUCAGCUGUCGGGGCAUGCCGGUCAAAUCAGCUGUUUUCGUCUUGAGCGUGUAGCUUGUCAGCUGUGUCACCAAAAUAAGGCAUCAAUUUGCCAACGGAUUAAAGUGACCAAUCCAACUUUCACCGCCAGAAUGAGGGAAUUCAUCGAAGGAUGGCAUAUAAUGCAAAUCCUCGGAGAAGGCACCUUUGCCGAGGUCAACCUCUUGGUCAAUCAACAGACCGGGGAGGCUUGUGCCAUGAAGCAAGUGUGGGUGAAUCAAAGUACAACCAAGAAAGGGGUGUCGGAGCCCACCAAUCUGGUGGAACCUCCUCCCGAUUUCCUACCCAUGGACUCUGAGAAGAUUCAGAAGGAGAUUGCUCUGCACAAAGUAGUGAAACACGAGAACAUUGUCAAUUGUUAUGGGGCUCGCUUGGAGCGCAACGUUCAAUUCAUCUUCUUGGAAUAUUGUAAUGGAGGAGAGCUCUUUGAUCGCAUUGAACCUGGUCUCGGGAUGCCCGAAAACUUGGCCCAAAGCUUCUUCCUUCAGUUAAUAUCAGCCGUGGAAUAUCUCCACUCCAUUGGCAUUGUGCAUCGAGACAUCAAGCCCGAGAACAUUCUUCUCACAGAUGGAGACGUGCUCAAACUCACGGACUUUGGUCUGGCCACUGUCUUUCGGCACAAGGGCAAGGAACGCAAAUUGGAACGCCCCUGUGGAACCAUGCCCUACAUGGCCCCUGAACUCUUCACCAAGAGCACCUAUCAAGCCGAACCCUGUGACAUUUGGUGUUGCGGUGUGGUGCUUAUGGCCAUGCUUGUCGGGGAGUUGCCUUGGUCGCAAGCUUUGCCUCACGAGACCAGUUAUGUUCAGUGGAAAAAUCAUGAGUACACACGAUCUCCAUACCAAAGACUGGGAAACCUCCCGUUGUCCUUGCUCCGCAAGAUGCUCGCCCACAGCCCAUCCCAACGAUAUUCCAUUCAGAAGAUCAAGAACCAUCUCUGGUGCAAGACCAGAUUCACGGAUGACGAUGGAAACAUGAUUGAGCCGGUCCUGGUGCGACCGCAUCAUCUGAGAAACGUGAACCCCGACGAAGUGUUGGGCAUGUCCCAGCCAGCCAAUUUGGUCUUCUCCCAAAAGCGAUUGGCCACGCCCAAUGGCGGCGAACCUCCAUUAAAGAUCACCCGAGAGGACUCAAACAAGACCAAUAGUCGGGACAAGGAAAACCAAACCAAGAGUAUUCUCAUUGAAUAUGGCGCACUCUCGCAGCCGGCCAGGCUAUCCAUGGGAUAUUCUGGCACUCAAAUGAGCAACUCCAGUCAAAGUGGAGGGGAUCAUAUCAACCAUUACCAACGUCUGGUCAAACGCAUGACCCGAUUCUGGGUAGAUACGGGCUACGAACGCACCGAGCAGUAUCUCAAGUCAUUGAUGGCCAAGAUGGGCAUUGCUAUCGUCAGAAAGGCCCGAGGCAUAUUUGUGAUCGAGUCCAAGGAUGUGCGAGGCUCACCUUUGGUAUACAAGUGCACGUUUAUUCAGAUCGAUGGAAAGAUCCUGGUGGAUUUCCGUUUGAUUCGCGGCUGUGGCCUCGAGUUCAAACGUACUUUCGCUCACUUGAAGGCCAAUUGUGAGCCCAUCUUGGACAAGGCUCCGAUCCUGUGGACCAACCUGGUGGCUCCGGAUUCGAUCCCGGUGGCUUAGGAUCGGGAACAAUGUUGACACUUACCGCUGUUGGAAUGUUACUAUCAUGUGUAUCGCAGAUUUGAAAUAUACUGCAUAAGAAUGGGA